AUCUCUGGUGUUAGCUAGCUCACACGCUUUCGCAUAAAACUCAAAAACCUCCCCUUUCUCGUCAUUUUUCUCGGAAUUCGCGAAACAGAAAAAAAAAAAAACUGGGUCUCACGAGAAAAAUUAUUACCCCUAAAUUUAACAAAGAGAAGAAAGUUUCUUCCUUUACUUUCUCUAACACCAAACCUUCUUCGAUGGAUUCUAGAGAACUCCACCAACAACACCAACAACAACACCAACAACAGCACCAACAACAGCAACAACAGCAGCAGCUUCAACCACCGCCUGGGUUCCUAAUGGGCUCCUACAAUCGAAACCCUAACGCCGCCGCUGCAGCCGCCGCAGCAGCGUUAAUGGGUCCCACAUCCACAUCUCAGGCGAUGCACCACCGCUUACCUUUCGGCGCUCUCUCACCGCAUCAACCCCAACCCCAGCAUCACCAGCAGCAGCAUCCUCACCAUCAUCAACCUCAGCCGCAGCAUCAGAUUGAUCAGAAGACGCUUGAAUCUCUCGGAUUCGAGGGAUCGCCUUCCUCCGCCGCCGUCGCCGCCGCGGCGACCCAGCAGCAGCCGAUGCGAUUCGGGAUCGAGCAGCAGGCGAAGAAGAAGAGAGGAAGGCCGAGGAAGUAUGCUCCUGAUGGUGGUGGUGGUAACAACAUUGGUCUCGCUCUGGCUCCUACAUCGCCUGCUUCUAAUUCGUACGGUGGUGGUACGGAGGGUGGUGGUGGUGGUGGUGGUGGAGAUAGCGGCGGAGGAGGAGGAGGAGGGAAUGCGAAUUCUUCCGAUCCGCCUGCUAAAAGGAACAGAGGUCGUCCUCCUGGCUCCGGUAAGAAGCAGCUCGACGCUUUAGGAGGAACAGGUGGAGUUGGGUUUACACCUCAUGUCAUUGAGGUCAAAACUGGAGAGGACAUAGCUAUGAAGGUAGUGGCGUUCACGCAACAGGGGCCACGCGCGAUCUGUAUUCUCUCAGCUACAGGAGCCGUGUCUACUGUGAUGCUUCGUCAAGGGAACAAUCCUAAUGGAACUGUUAAGUUUGAGGGUCCAUAUGAGAUCAUUUCUAUGUCAGGUUCUUUCUUGAAUACUGAGAGUAAUGGUACUGUGACCAAAACUGGUAGCUUAAGUGUAUCGCUUGCUAGACCAGAUGGUCAGGUUGUGGGUGGUUGUGUUGCUGGAAUGCUUGUAGCUGGAUCACAAGUCCAGGUUGUUGUUGGAAGCUUUGUACCAGAUGGGAAGAAACAGAAACAAAGCGCAGGGCGUGUUCAGAAUACUCCCGAGCCAGCUUCAGCACCAGCUAAUAUGUUGACCUUUGGUGGAGGUGGAGGAGGAGGACAAGGAAGCCCUCGGUCUCAGGGACAGCAACAUUCAAGCGAGUCAUCAGAGGAAAACGAAAGUAACUCUCCUUUGCACCGUGGUAAUAACAACAACAACAACAAUCAUCAUGGACUGUUUGGAAACUCGACACCGCAACAACUUCACCAAAUGCCACCUAUGCAGCAGCAGCAGAUGUACCAUCACCACCUCUGGCCUGGCCACAAUCCUCAAUAAGCAGAUGGUCCGUGGCUCUCGUGCUGGCCGGGUUUGCUUCUCUGUUCGUUUUACACAUCUCUCCAAUCAGAAUUAUCCAUAAAGUAGAUUGAGCUUUCUUUACUCUCUCGUCUUCUUCUUCCUCCUACUUCUCCACAAUUUAAUUUUGGUUUUAGAUAAACAGAGAGAUGUUAAGUAGGGUUUCAGUUCAUCAUUUUUAGUUUGUUUCUCUUAGUUACUUUUGAUUGUGGUGAUCAGAAAGACUUCUUUCUUUUUUUUACAUUAAUGCAAUGUUUAAAGAGAA
Raphanus sativus (radish) is the source of this 1824-nucleotide messenger RNA. Its product is annotated as AT-hook motif nuclear-localized protein 13. Bases 192 to 1541 code for a protein of 449 amino acids. Gene Ontology annotation, molecular function: minor groove of adenine-thymine-rich DNA binding. The transcript has 5 exons. Lineage: Eukaryota; Viridiplantae; Streptophyta; Magnoliopsida; Brassicales; Brassicaceae. The record is from RefSeq and is a predicted model, not a curated record.